AUGCUUGUCACCCACGGGCCUAUUAUCAUUGGCUGUAUUCUGCUUGCCGCAGUUUCACUCUUUUGGAAAAUUCUGCAUAAUUCCAAGGUUCCCAAGGCGGCUCUUCCUCCUUUCGUUCCUCUUACGGAAUACGAACUUCAACACACCCCAUUAGAGUGUAUUGCAAGGGCAUUAAAGCAACAUGGACCAGUCAUUCAGAUUCAACGCAAUGGUCAUAGACUUUUCUUAACAUCCAAUGAAUUCACACCGCGCAUUCUUACGGAUGAAAGCUAUUUUAGCUUUGAGAGCGGGAUGGCGAAGUUCUUCGGACUUACAUGGGUCAAUGAUCUCCACGAUGGGACAUUCUUCCAUGAUAUGGAUACCUACGCACGAGGCUUCGUCGCUCAACAAGUGCAGAAAGUUGUGCCGGAAAUUUGGCCUAUUUUCGAGAAAGGAGUGUGUGGAAUGGUCGAAAAUUCCCAGCCUGGAAGGCCCGUCGAGCUUCAACACCAGGUACAAGCUAUCAUGGCAGAGGCGACUAUUUGUAUUUUUUUUGGACAGAAAUACGGCAACCCCAAAAAUGUGAAGUCGGUUGUGGAUCUGGCUGAAGACAUUGCCGAGCUCUUGGGAAUCUACCAAAAUAUGUCCUUCCUGGGGCGCAAAGCGCCUUGGCUAUGGAAGCCUCUGACAUGGGUCAAGAUUAUUCUAUUCCGGAUUCCGCUUCAUAUUGGGUUCACAUUCACACGAACGCUGUGGACGGAUAUUUCCGAAAUUUCAAAGUCUCCGGGAAAGAAGGAUGAUAGCCUUAUUGGAUACCUCGUUCAAGCCUACGCCUCACCAGACGGCCAGCUAUCACUUCGCACGAGAAUGUGGAUUAUGGUCUUGAUCCUGACCUUUUUGUUCGCCAGUUUACACCAAACAGCAACGAUAAUGAUUUGGGUCACCUUCUACCUUGGAAUGCGUCCAGACUGUCAAGAUGAUCUCCGUGAAGAAGUCUCUUCUAUUCUAAGAUCCCGGGGAAUGAGUUGUACAAAUCCUGUUGUGGACGUACAAACAAUGCAUGAUGCAGUCAGGACUGACUCUUUCAUCCGUGAGGUUCUUCGAAUGAAAGGUGACAUCGUCAAUCUUGUGCGGGCGCCGAUUCGUGACAUCGAGAUUGGUGGUUAUAUCAUUCCCAAAGGAUCCCUCAUAUUCCCAGUCACCCACUUGUCAUAUCGAUCCCCAGAGUUCGUCACCGACCCAGAAAAUUUCAAUGGAGAGCGAUGGAUUGGAUCCGGAAAGACAGCUGCCAUGACUGGUUCUGGAUACCUCGCCUUUGGGCUCGGGAGAUGGGCUUGCCCGGGGCGCAUUCUUGCUGUAAUGGAACUCAAAUGCUGGAUCUUUGCCUUGCUCAAGCAUUCAAAAGUUGAGCUUGACGGUUGUAAGUAUGAGAUUUUGGAUCCAUUCAAUAUCACCAGUGUUCCGCCACAAGGUGAUAUCAUGAUUGAGAUGUGCAAAGGCUAA
Molecule: messenger RNA, 1482 nt
Organism: Penicillium atrosanguineum
Lineage: Eukaryota; Fungi; Ascomycota; Eurotiomycetes; Eurotiales; Aspergillaceae
Product: Type I Iterative PKS
Exons: 11
Coding region: 1-1482 (493 amino acids)
Molecular function (GO): monooxygenase activity; oxidoreductase activity, acting on paired donors, with incorporation or reduction of molecular oxygen; heme binding
Source: RefSeq, a predicted model, not a curated record